Molecule: messenger RNA, 1668 nt
Organism: Nerophis lumbriciformis (worm pipefish)
Lineage: Eukaryota; Metazoa; Chordata; Actinopteri; Syngnathiformes; Syngnathidae
Source: RefSeq, a predicted model, not a curated record
AUGAGAACAAUCCUGUUCAUUGCUUGUAUACUUUAUUCCGGAGCAGGGGCUGCACAGGAAACACAAGGGAGGAGCACUGACCCUGUGAUCUCGCUGACAAAUGGCAAAAUCAGAGGAGAAAUUGUUCCUGUUAAAGGGACUGAGAUAAAAGUGAAACAAUUCCUUGGAAUACCUUUUGCCCGCCCUCCAGUGGGGAACCUCCGACUUGCUGCUCCCAAAGAUGCGGACUCUUGGGAGGGGGAACGGGAUUGCACACGCCAGCCUCCGAUGUGCAUUCAGGACACUGAUAUAGUCGUGAAUGCUUCUAGAAUUAUGUCAGUAGAAUAUACUCCAACAGAACUUUCAGAGGACUGUCUGUAUCUUAAUGUAUACACUCAAGCUGAGGCUAAAAGAGGUGACAAACUGCCGGUAAUGGUGUGGCUUCACGGAGGAGGUCUGGUAAUGGGCGCUGCCUCUCAGUAUGAUGGCACUCCAUUGACUGCUUACGAAAACAUCGUUGUGGUUAUUGUUCAAUAUCGUCUGGGCAUCCUGGGAUUCCUGGGCACUGGGGAUGAACAUCUUCGUGGAAAUUGGGGUUUCUUGGAUCAAUUGGCCUCACUAAAGUGGGUGCAGGCAAAUAUUGAGGCUUUCGGUGGUGAUCCACAAGCUGUCACCAUCGCUGGAGAGUCAGCAGGAGGCAUCAGUGCAUCAAUACUGACUCUGUCCCCACUAGCUAAAGGAUUAUUCCAUAGGGCAAUUUUUCAAAGUGGAGUGGCAACCGUUGGAACAUACACCCGCAGCCAUUCAUUAGGUCUUGUCAAGACUGUAGCCAACUUGACUGGAUGUGAUGACAUUACGUCCCAGGAACUGGUUCAGUGUUUGAGAGGAAAAAGCAAAGACGAGUUAGUUGAUGCAACAAAAAAGAUGAAAAUUUACCUGGGAGGCGUGGUAGAUGGUGUCUUUCUAACUGAUACUGCAGAAGAGCUUCUAAAGAGAAAAGAAGUAAUGCCAAUUCCGGUCAUGAUGGGAAUUACAAAUCAUGAAUUUGGGUGGAUUCUGCCUCAGAGUUUCGCUCCUCCUGGCUGGGAGAACGGUAUGACAAGAGAGUCUGUGCUGGCCAUGGUGAACCUGUUUAAUCCUGAAGGGGCCUCGUUAGCCAACAGUCUCAUUGUGCAUGAAUACCUGAAAACUGCACAAACUCCUGAUGCCAUUAGAGAUGGAUUUACUGAACUCAUGGGAGACCUCCUGAUGACGCUACCUGUUGUGAAAGUGGCAGACUACCACACAGAUGCGGGCAAUCCUGUUUACGUCUAUGAGUUUGGAUAUCGGGCUGAGACGUACAAAGAAUCCAGGCCCAAUUUUGUGAAGGCAGACCAUGGCGACGACGUCAGCUUUGUGUUUGGCGGAUGUUUCUGGAGUGGAAAUGUAAAAAUUUUAGGAAAUUUUACCAAAGAGGAUGAACAACAAUGUUUAACUAUAAUGAAAUAUUGGGCCAAUUUUGUCCGUACGGGCUCACCCAAUGGACCAGGGCUGGUGGCUUGGCCUCAGUAUGACAGGCAGAAGCAGGAGUACAUGGAGCUUGGUGUGAAACAAACCGUAAGACAGAAACUGAAGAAGGACAGAGUCCAUUUUGCAACAGUCACACUCCCACAGAAAGUGGAAAUGUUAGCUGCAGCUGCCACAUCUUGA